AUGCUUCUGAGAAAUUUAGAUGAUACUGAUGGACAUUGCAAUGGCACACACUACAUCAUUGUCAGUUUACAUGAUCAUGUUAUUGAGGCUGAGAUUGUUUCUGGUCCUUAUGCAAGAUCAACUCUGCUAAUUCCAAGAACACCAUAUGUGUCUCAAGAAAUGGAAUUUCCAUUUACAUUUACAUGGGAAAAAUUUCCUGACAAGCCAGGUUUUGCCUUGACGUGCAACAAGGUACCAGGACAGCCUUUUGAACAAACUGGAAUAUAUCUUCCGACACAAUUUUUCUCACUUGGUCAGCUGUAUGUUACAUUAUCUAGAGUUCGAAAGUAG
This is a messenger RNA of Octopus bimaculoides (California two-spot octopus), 330 nucleotides long. RefSeq lists its product as uncharacterized. Lineage: Eukaryota; Metazoa; Mollusca; Cephalopoda; Octopoda; Octopodidae. The record is from RefSeq and is a predicted model, not a curated record.